This is a messenger RNA of Setaria italica (foxtail millet), 1735 nucleotides long. RefSeq names its product probable fructokinase-6, chloroplastic. The record is from RefSeq and is a predicted model, not a curated record. Gene Ontology annotation, biological process: fructose metabolic process. The transcript has 6 exons. NCBI's taxonomy places the organism in Eukaryota, Viridiplantae, Streptophyta, Magnoliopsida, Poales, Poaceae. Bases 223 to 1392 code for a protein of 389 amino acids. Gene Ontology annotation, cellular component: cytosol. Gene Ontology annotation, molecular function: fructokinase activity.
ACGCCGCCGGCCCAUCGCAGAUCCAGCCGAGCUACGCCAACGACCAUCGACCAAGCUGGCUACUCCACUCGCCAGUAGCCAAGCUGCCGCAGCCCAAAAUCCACCCGGAAGCUUGACCACCGGCGGUUGCUCGCCCCCUCGCUUCCUCCGCGCACCCGCCCGCCGGGGCCAUACUCCUCCCCCGCCUCUUCCGGCUCCGCCCUCACGCUCAUCUACACCCACAUGGCUCUCCACGCGGCGGCGCCGCCCUGCGCUGCGGGCCGCGGCCUCCCGUCGUCCUCGUCGCCCCCUCGCGCCGGUGGCAGGCCCUCCCUCUCCGCCGCCGCGAGGCCCCGCAGCGUCUCCUUUGCCGCGCUGCUCCGGACGCGCACAGUUCAAACAAAGGCAGUCUUAAGCAGUGAUGGUGCCCCUGGAAUGAGCAAUUCUCCCCAUGUAGUGUGCUUUGGUGAAUUGCUAAUUGACUUCGUUCCAACUGUCAAUGGAGUGUCAUUGGCAGAAGCACCAGCCUUCAAGAAGGCUCCAGGGGGUGCACCUGCCAAUGUUGCAGUUGGAAUAGCUCGUCUUGGUGGGUCAUCAGCUUUCAUUGGAAAGAUUGGUGAUGAUGAAUUUGGCUAUAUGCUAGCUGAUAUAUUGAAGCAGAAUAAUGUAAACACUCAAGGAUUACUUUUUGAUGCUCAUGCUAGAACAGCUUUGGCUUUUGUGACACUACGAAGUGACGGUGAACGUGAAUUUAUGUUCUAUCGUAAUCCGAGUGCUGAUAUGCUACUUGAAGAAAAAGAACUCGAACUUGAUCUAAUAAGGAAGGCAAAAAUAUUCCAUCAUGGCUCGAUAAGUCUUAUAACUGAGCCUUGUAAAACUGCACACCUUGCAGCUGCCAAAGCAGCUAGAGAUGCUGGAGUACUUGUUUCAUAUGAUCCGAAUUUAAGGCUUCCAUUGUGGUCAUCAGCUGAGGAUGCUAGAGAUGGUAUCUUGAGCAUAUGGGAAACAGCUGAUGUUAUCAAGAUAAGUGAAGAGGAGGUUUCUUUUCUGACGAACGGGGAGGAUCCAUAUGAUGAUGCUGUUGUAAAGAAACUUAUUCACCCCAACCUGAAGUUGCUUCUUGUCACUGAAGGUCCAGAGGGAUGUAGGUAUUAUUCUAAGGAAUUUAGUGGGAGAGUUGGUGGGCUGAAGGUAACUGCUGUUGAUACAACUGGUGCUGGAGAUGCUUUCGUUGCUGGAAUGCUAUCUCAAUUAGCCACAGAUUUUUCACUGCUCCAGGACGAAGGCCGAUUGCGAGAAGCACUGAAGUUCGCAAACGUCUGUGGAGCUCUCACGGUAACAGAGAGAGGCGCGAUUCCAGCACUGCCCACCCGACAGCAAGUGCUCGACGCCCUGACCAGCGUUGUUGCUUGAACGAGCAGCGCGUCCCUACUUACUUGCUGCGUAUGCUAAUGUGAAUCAGCGGAGCACCACGUCAGAUUAGGUGCCAUUCCGUUUGCCUAAUAAUUGGGAUCUUGCAUCUUGGCGGUGUGGACCCCAAGCCAAAUAAUCGGGUGCAAGAGGCUGUUUCUUGUCCGUUCUUGAAGUGUGUAGCUGGAUUCCGAGGCAUGUGUGGUGGGCAUGUGUCUGAAUACCUGUACAGCAGUUAUGUGCUGAUGUCGUAUGGUGCUGAAAACUCAAUACUAGCUAAUAACAUCAUCAGUACAUCACGAAGAAGUUUGCCACGGGAAGAAUGGGCUAUCCCGGUUGUUCCUGC